Messenger RNA from Morchella sextelata, 867 nucleotides. RefSeq lists its product as uncharacterized. Bases 1 to 867 code for a protein of 288 amino acids. Gene Ontology annotation, molecular function: voltage-gated monoatomic anion channel activity. Gene Ontology annotation, cellular component: mitochondrial outer membrane. Gene Ontology annotation, biological process: monoatomic anion transmembrane transport. The transcript is spliced from 5 exons. NCBI's taxonomy places the organism in Eukaryota, Fungi, Ascomycota, Pezizomycetes, Pezizales, Morchellaceae. The record is from RefSeq and is a predicted model, not a curated record.
AUGUCUAUCCCCGCUUUCGCUGACAUUGCUAAGCCUUCCAACGAUCUCCUUUCUAGGGAUUUCUACCACACUGCCUCUGCCAACCUUGAGGUCAAAUCAAAGGCCCCCAAUGGCGUCGCGUUCACUGUCAAGGGAAAGAGCGACCACAAGGCCGGAGCUAUCGCUGGUCAGAUUGAGGCCAAGUACACCGACAAGCCUACCGGUGUCACCUUGACCCAGGCUUGGACUACCGCCAACGCUCUUGACACUAAGGUUGAGCUCGACAACACCCUUGCCAAAGGCCUGAAGGCCGAGGUUAUCACCAACUUCUUUCCCUCCAGCAAGUCCAAGGGUGCUAAGCUCAACCUCCACUAUCGCCAACCCCUCUUUCACGCUCGCGCUUUCUUCGAUCUCCUUAAGGGCCCAUCCUUCAACGGUGAUGUUGUCCUCGGACACGACGGAUUCCUCGCUGGUGCCGAAGUCGGAUACGACGUUGUCAACGGCAGGAUCACCCGUUACUCUGCUGCUGUCGGAUACUCCGUUCCCGAAUACACCGCUGCCAUCACAGCUACCAACAACCUGAACGUUUUCGCUGCAUCCUACUACCACAAGGUUAACGCCCAGGUUGAGGCGGGUGCCAAGGCAACUUGGGACGCAAAGAGCGGGAACGCUGGUGGUGUUGGUCUAGAGAUUGCCUCCAAGUACAAGUUGGACUCUGCCGCCUUUGUCAAGGCCAAGAUCAAUAACCAGGGAAUCGCUGCUCUUGCUUACAACCAGCUCCUCCGCCCUGGUGUAACCCUUGGUCUUGGCGCAUCCGUUGAUACUCAGCGUCUGAAUGAGUCUGCUGCCGCUCACAAAGUCGGUCUUAACUUCGUUUUUGAAGCUUAA